AUGUCUGCUGGAAGCUUCUACACAUCCAAUGGUGACCAGAAUCUUGGCAUUCAGGUGGUCCAGAAUAAUGCACCGAUCAACGCCGAGAUCCAUGUCCCGCUAGAGCCACUAGAGCAGACCCCGCAGCCAUUCGCCUCGAUUCCUUUCCGUCCUGAUUGUGCCUUCGUCGACCGCGGAGACAUUCUCAGCCAAAUCCAUACUCGCUGCUCCGAGCCGGCCAGUCGUGUUGCUUUAGUCGGCCUCGGUGGUGUUGGCAAAUCCCAGCUAGCUAUAGAAUUUGCACACCGAAUCAAGGAAGCCUCGACCGAUACAUGGGUAUUCUGGGUCCAUGCUGCCACACCCGCUCGAAUAGUGGAAGGCUUUAAAGGGAUUGCUGAUAAUGUCAAGCUACGGGGUCGCAAUCAGCCGAAAGCCGACAUCCUCCAGCUCGUUUAUAACUGGCUAUCGGCGGAACAACAUGGCAAAUGGCUUAUGAUUUUAGACAGCGCUGACGAAUAUAAUGUGAUGUUCGGCGCAAACAAAUACACGAGCGAUGGGCGGCCAUUAGCGGACUUUCUACCGCAGAGCCAAAAUGGAUCUAUCAUCCUUACCACACGCAACAGGAACCUGGCUUUCCGACUGACUGGCGAUUACUCAACAAUAUUCGACAUCGGCCCGAUGACAGAGGAAGAAGCUCUAAUGCUCUUUAAGAAUAGAGCUGGCUCGCUGUCAGAUGUUGAUGAUGCGGCGCAUCUCGUGAAGGUACUUGACCUUAUCCCGCUAGCCGUCAGCCAGGCCGCGGCCUACAUACGAAAUAGGGCGCCACACAGGUCUAUCAAGCAGUAUAUGGACAAGUUCCGAGAGAGUGAGGGCAAAAGAGCAAAGCUUCUUAGUCAGGAUGCUGGCGAUUUACGUCGAGACCUUCGCCAACGCCAGGAUGGAGCCGCGUCGAAUGCCAUCUUGACGACAUGGCAAGUGACCUUCGAGUGUAUCCGCUCCGAACGACCAUCGGCUGCAGAUCUCCUUUCACUUAUGAGCUUCUUCGACCGGCAGGGGAUUCCAGAAUCUCUGCUAAAGCCAUCGAAAAGUACCAGAGAUGUUGCGCACAUAAGCAGCCUGGAAGAGACAAUCGACUUAGAGUCGGGUGGCUCUAGUGAUUGCGAUAUUGACGGCGAUUUCGAGGACGACAUAGCGACACUUAGAGACUACUGUAUGAUUACAUUAGCCGACAUUGAGAAUACGUUCGAGAUGCAUGGGCUCGUGCAGCUAUCAACUAGGAGAUGGCUGAAAGCCUAUAAGCGUCAGGAAUAUUUCCUGAAUCAGUACGUGACAUUGAUGACUGAUUCGUUCCCAACUGGGGACUAUAGGAAUUGGAAGACGUGUCGCACACUCUUUGCCCAUGUGGAAGUAACAAUGGAGUAUCGGCUAAGGGAGAAGAGUGUCAAGGAGAAGUGGGCCAAUCUCUUAUAUAAUGGAGGAUGGUAUGCAUGGUUGCAAGGCAGGUACACCGUCGCAGAACGGAUGGCCCGCAGAGCAAAAGAGACGAGGGAAGAUAUUAUGGGAAGUGAGAAUGUAGAGACUCUAGCAAGUAUAUCACUGCUUGCGAGGAUUCUCUCGUAUAAAGGGUCAUAUACACAUGCCGAGAAGCUUGAGGUGCAAGUGAUAGAGACUUCCAAUCUUGCAUCAACAUACACGAGCCAGGGCCGAUAG
This is a messenger RNA of Clonostachys solani, 1689 nucleotides long. The record is from the annotation of a GenBank genome assembly. Lineage: Eukaryota; Fungi; Ascomycota; Sordariomycetes; Hypocreales; Bionectriaceae.